This is a messenger RNA of Aureobasidium subglaciale EXF-2481, 426 nucleotides long. RefSeq lists its product as uncharacterized. Lineage: Eukaryota; Fungi; Ascomycota; Dothideomycetes; Dothideales; Saccotheciaceae. The record is from RefSeq and is a predicted model, not a curated record. Bases 1 to 426 code for a protein of 141 amino acids. The transcript has a single exon.
AUGGAACAGGACGUAUACUUGAAGAACGUCGUCAAGGUCCUACUUAGGUUCCCCGGUCUUGUCAUGGAGCCAUCCGAGAUACCUGGGGUAGACUUCCAAGCCAACGGCGACGGAUACAGCAAAUUUCCAUUCGAAGACCGCGACCCCGUGAAACCCAAUUAUCCCUACGAGAAGCUCCGCGAUCUUUUCGCACUCGACGAUGACAGGGAAGACUCGAAGACAGUCACCAAGAGAGCCUCCAAGAGAGCCUCGAAGAGGGCUAAGAACAAAGCUAACAAGAAGCAAAAGUCAGGCCGAGCCGCCAGGUCAGGCCCAAGAGUUGAUGAAGAGGACGAUGAGGAGCAACUCGACGAAAAUGGCGGCGCUGUACUGGACAGUCAGGACUUGAAGCUACGUGGCGAGGAUGGCGAGGAUGGCCAAGAUUAG